Molecule: messenger RNA, 471 nt
Organism: Xiphophorus hellerii (green swordtail)
Lineage: Eukaryota; Metazoa; Chordata; Actinopteri; Cyprinodontiformes; Poeciliidae
Product: guanine nucleotide-binding protein G(I)/G(S)/G(O) subunit gamma-5-like
Exons: 3
Coding region: 119-325 (68 amino acids)
Biological process (GO): G protein-coupled receptor signaling pathway
Cellular component (GO): heterotrimeric G-protein complex
Molecular function (GO): G-protein beta-subunit binding
Source: RefSeq, a predicted model, not a curated record
GCAGUAAAACAACCGGAAUCCGGAUGUUCCCAUCUUUUGCUUUUGUUAGAGCAUCGUCGCCGCAAGAAUCGCUACUAUCGUUCUGCUUUGGAGACAAAAACGUACAAACGCACAAAGAAUGUCCAGCUCUUCUAACUUGACCACUAUGAAAAAGGCGGUACAGCAGCUUCGCUUCGAGGCGAGCAUAAAUAGAGUGAAGGUUUCCCAGGCAGCUGUGGACCUGCAGCAGUUUUGCUUGCAGAAUGCCUUGCAGGACCCUCUGCUCACUGGAGUGUCCUCCAGCACCAACCCCUUCAGGCCGCAGAAAGUCUGCUCCUUUUUGUGAAAUUACCCUCUUCAUUGGCCUUCAUUUAAACGUUACAGGGAAGUUGACCUCAGCACUGCUCCUCAUGCCAAGCCAUUAUACUGCCACGGGAAGUGUAGAACACAUUGAAGUCGAAUCAGGAAAAUAAAUUAUUAGGAACAUUAGAG